Notolabrus celidotus (New Zealand spotty) is the source of this 4619-nucleotide messenger RNA. RefSeq lists its product as uncharacterized. The record is from RefSeq and is a predicted model, not a curated record. Gene Ontology annotation, biological process: cell adhesion. The coding region runs from base 33 to 1052 and encodes 339 amino acids. The transcript has 8 exons. Gene Ontology annotation, cellular component: membrane. Lineage: Eukaryota; Metazoa; Chordata; Actinopteri; Labriformes; Labridae.
UCCCGCCAGCUUGCUGAGUCUGACCAGAGAGGAUGGCUGCGCACAUGUGGAGAAUGAAUGGGCUCUUGGGAAGGAUGGCUGGAGUCCUGUUGAUCUGCGCUCUGUUGCUCAGCAACGGUGUGAUGUGUCAAGACGAUGCAGCAACGGACGCCACAGAUGCACCUUCAGCAGAUCCUGGAGACGCUGGUGCUGCUCCAGACGCCUCGGCCGCCCCUGAUGCAGGUGCAGCCCCAGACGCCUCAGCUGCCACUGCAGCAGCUGCAGCUCCUGACGCCUCAGCUGCCCCUGAUGCAGGUUCCGCACCGACCGAUGCUGCAGUCCCUGGAGCUAGCGGGUUCCCAGCAACCAUUGUAAACAUUCCAAUUGAUCCUCAUGGAGGCACCUCAGUGACCAUCGCCCCUGUUGUAAUCGAAGACAAAGACUCCGCCCCUGUGGUUCCAGAGGAGCCCAAAGUGGUGAAAGCCGUUGUGCCUGAUGUGAAGUGUGUUGGAAAGGAGGACAUCCCAGAAAGUGCUGUCAAGGUUUCAGUGGAAACAACUGACUGUGAAGAAACAAAACGCAUCAUUCAGGAGAAUCCGGCGGGCUGGUGCAACAAAGAAAUCUGUAAUCUAGAAAUCGCCCAAGAAGGCAAAACAAUCCAAGUGGCCAGUGGAGAUGCUAAGCUGAGUGCUUUGGCUGACGUGUUCCAGAGUGCUGCUUUGAAAGAGAAGCUUGGCGUGACGAAUGUCGAGACCCCGUCUUCAUCAGGCUCCUCCGUCUUGGCGGGGAUCCUGGUCAGUGGUCUGCUUGCCGCCAUUGGAAUCACCAUUGGCUACUGUAAAUGCCAGCGCAGAGGCGACACCAAGGGAGUGAGGCUGGCUGAGGAGGCCUAUCCAGCAGACCAGGAGAACCAGGGGAACACUCUGGUUUCCGUGGCCCCCCUCAACCCCCCUCCAGAAAACCCGGAGAAACCCAGCGUGAACGGAGAGUCCCCUGAGGCAGCUAAGACCGAGCCUUCUCCUCCUCCCACCAACGGCACCUCCACCACCAAGACAGCAGACACCGAGCUGUGAAAUAGUCCCCGAAUAACUGCGGCUCCCACGAACACACCCAUACCCACACACACAUAAACACACACACAUACACACACAUGCCCCUUUUCUGAAUCCACUCCCGUCCAAACACACGGACUCUGGAGAACUUCAGGGACUCGAGCAAUCCUUUACAUCACUGCUCCUCUUGUUACAGCCUCCAUGUUGCCUCCUCUUUUGGCUUCAUGCCUCAAUACACAUCAGGAAAAGUAGUCUGACGAUGAUGGCGGUGACGGUGAUGAAUGAUGUUGAUGAUGAUGAUGACGAAGGCUCGGUCCCUGGGUUGUUGAGGCUGGGUAUGAGGGACAACAGGAGAUGGGCAGCUCUGGGUGGGAAGAGAGUUAGCAUUAAUCAGCACUGGUUCCAAUGAUGACUGCAGCCUCGUCUCUGCACGUCAUUUGGUUUUUAAAGCUCCAAUAAAUCCUCGACUAGUUAUUUCAGCACAAGCACAUAAAGUUUCUGAGUUUCUUGUAAGGCCACGACAGACACAGAGGAAAUGAAUCACACUGCCUUGAAAUCUGUUUACAAACUUCUCCGAGAGAAAAAUCCAUCGGGCUCUCAUUCGUCUGAUUGAGUCAUAGACUGUAGAAGAAGAAGUGGAUGUAGCCUCCAAUUCUCUGCACAUGCUCCGUGAACCUGCUUUCUUUUAGGCGCCGUUGGCCUCGCAGGUUUGACUCCUGACCUCGGCCGUUUGCUGCAUGUCUUCUCCCCGCUCUCUGCUCCCUGCGUUUCCUGUCACUCUUCAGCUGUCCUAUCAAGUGAAGGCAAAACAUGAAAAAUGCUGUCUUUAAUGGCCAGCAGGGGGCGACACCUGGUCACAGUAAGAACUCUCUUUCUUGUAAACUAGAAUGAAAAUGGACUUUCUUUCCACGCUGCAUUCGGGUUACUUUUUAUUACUUGAACAUUUAGGUGCUUUGCUGGGAAAAUUCAGGUGACACUUGAGCCAACAGGAGAGAAAUUUGGCCUUAGAAUCAAUGCAGACCAAAGAAAACAUGACCUUAUGUUUUAUCCACAUGUAUGUUCCAUUUUAAAUUUCUAUCUGUUUUUUGGCGGGGUUUUGUAUAAGGUUGUAAAGUUUUACAAGCUUGUUGCCAGUGCACAUGAACGCACCACGAUCAGAAAAGCCACCUUGCAACCUUGAGAAAUUGGACCAUCAGAGGAGCACUUGAAUGCAGCAUUAUUACCUCAGUUAACAUUUGUUUAAUGUGUUCAUGAUGUCACUCAACUUUUCUUUCAAACACUAUGAUGCUAAUUUUGUCAAAUAUGGUCCAAUUUAGAGUAAAAUGGUAAAUAGGUUUAAUUUAAAGGUGACAUAUCAUGCAAAAUCGACUUUUUAGUGGUUCUCUACCUGAAAUAUGUUUCCCUGGCAUGUCUACAAACCCCCUGAAAAUGAAAAGAAUCCAUUCUGCCCCUGUUCUGAUUUCUCCACCUUUCUGUAAAUGUGUGCUGAAACGAGCUGUUUCAGUUUUCAGUGUUCUUCAUAUGUCACAACGACAUCCGGUCGAGCUCGGAGCUUGUUCAGCCCAUAGACUGUAUAAAAUACAACUCAACCCCUCCUCCGUUUUUCAUUCCCUGCACACACGUAUGCUAACAAGGAGCUUAGGAGGGAGGCAUGCUAGUUGUAGGCUGUCUUAAUAAACACAAAGGUCAGUUUUACUCUCCAUGUCUGCAGAUUUGAAGAUCUAGUGGAUGAUUUUUAUUUAUCAUGGAAAAGUGCUAGAACUAGUUAGCAUAGCCACAUAGCUACAUGUUCGUCGCUAACACUAAAUCUGUGACCAAUGGUACAGAAAGGUCCUGCUGCAGGCGCCUCUCCGUCAGGAUCAGAUUCUGGAUCAGAUUCAGAGGGUUGAAGUAACGCGGGUCUGUGAGCAGCCAUGUAUAGUCAGCCAACAUGUAAACAUUAGAUCAAAGUGCUGGAGAGCCGAGGCCACAUCCACUUCCUGAGGGGGCGUGGUCAGAGAGCUCAUUCUCAUUUAAAGGCACAGACACAGAAAACAGCCUGUUCUGAGCAGGGCUGAAAAAGAGGAGUUUACAGGCAGACCAAAAUCUGAUUUCAAAGUGUUUUUUGAGCAUAAACUUUAAAGACAUGUUUUUGGGACCUCUUAGACCAAUAUAUUUUAAUGAAAAAGAGCAUAAUAUGUCACCUUUAAGGCGCGGCUACCAACGUUGAAAUAUUGAUUUCCAGUUGUGUGUUAGCGCCCAGGAUAGACUUCAGAUGUGUAUACACCCUUGUCGUUCACUUCCAGUACGAAAAAGAGAGACGUGCAGAAUCCAAAGCUUCAAAAAGCAGGUUCACCAUCCAAUGUGUGAUAUCACGGAGGCUACAUCCACUUCUUUUUAACAGUGUAUGAGUUGAGUCACUGAUAAUGUCAGUGUGAGAGUGUGAAUGUGUGUGUGUGUGUGCUGCUUUUUAAAAAAUCUCGCAUGUGUGUGUAUGCUUGCAUGGACGGCGUGUAUAUCCAUACAUUUUAACUCGCUUACUGUAUGUGCGUGUGGUUUAUGCAAAGCAGCCGACGGUGAUCAGAGUGUGUGUGUGUGCGAGUGACUGAUGAGUCUGAAUGUGCAUGUAACAUAAGCCUUGAAAAAAUGUAGAAUUUUUUGUUGAAAAAAAAAGAAAAAAAAGUUGACAAAGUGAUGGCUCACCAAGCUCUGCUCGGUCCCUACGGUGAGAGCGGAGGAGUGUUGAAGUUAUCACGACACCAUUAUGUCUAUUUGUGUCUUCAUCUGUGAAAUCAGUCACAAAGCAAACAGGCCUCGUUACAGUCGCUGCUGAAAAUCAAGAGACUGGCUGUGUGACCGACAGACUCAAAAAAGGCCUCAGACGCAAAGCAAAUCCAUCCAUUGUCAGUGUUAUUCUCCUCUUCAUAUACUGUAUAUGCUCUUUUUAAUAUCACUAUUCUAUUGAACAGUGUGAAUACUAAGGUAACUUGUUUGUCUUGUUUGUAUUUUGUUUACCCACACUUGUUUUGUUCUGCUUAAGAACCAAAGAAAUCUCAUUUCAUCGCUCAUGUUCUACUAAAAUAUGUUCUGUGGCGCCCUAAUGAAACCGUAUCCAGGUCAUACAACACAAAGAAAUUCGAUUUUGAUGACAUAAAUCACAUUUUGAAAGAUCCCAGGAGGAAAACAUUUCUUUGCAUAAUUUAAUAACAAUUUAAAAUGACUGAAAUACAGUUAAAGUAACAAUUUGAGGACAAAUCUGAUCAAAAAUCCGACCUAAUCCUCAAAGUUUCAACACUAUUUCCAACUUUUUCAACUUUAUCCUCAACAUUUUGACUCUUCUCUUAAAGUGCCACAAAAAAAGCUUCCUCUUUUUAUUUUUGUAACCAUCCCUGGCUCUAAAACUCUCCUGUGAAUUAAAUACCAUAAAGUAAAACUGCAAUGUUUUAAACCAGAGUGAAGAAGAGUGCUCUGGUCUUUUAGAUUUUUCUCUCUAAUUUCAUGUUGUACCUUCUCAUCUCUAACAUUCCAAUGUGACUGUUUCAUUUUACUAGCAGCCUAUAAUUUGAAUUGGAUUUAACAUGAAAAAAUAAAGAAAUGUCUUUUUAUGAA